ACCCCGUUCCUGCUCUCUGGCUCUCAAAUGAAUAAAAUCUUUAAAAAACACACACACACACACACAAAAACUUCGAACUCUACCCUGAGAUGUAUAAAGUAUCAGUGUGCUUUGAGACUCCUAUUGUAGUAUAAUUCUGGUUUGUUAAGUACUCAUUAAAUGCUAAUGAUGAAUUUUAAAUAUUUUUGUUUCAGAACAAAAAACACAGAAGCCACUGGUUUUGUUUGUAAAUAUAAUAAAUUCCUUUCAUAUUUAUUUUGGAAUCAGAUUGCCAUAAUUUAAAUCUUGCUUCCUCCAUUUACGUUUAUAUUGUGCAACUAAUAGGAGCUGUAUCAAUAUCAUUUGGGAGCUUAUUAAAUAAAAAUACAGAAUCUCAGGCCUUACCCAGGCCUACCAAAUCAGAUUGCAUUUGUUCCCAGAUGAUACAUCUAUAUGCUAAAGUCAAACAUUGAGAACUUCUUAGUAUUCCCAUUUGUUUUAUUAAAUGCACCUAAGAAUUAUGAGCAUUAAAUAAUAGAUUCAAGUGAUCAGAACAAUACUGGCAUAUAAUAAGACCUCAAUAAAUGUUAAUUAUCACUGUUAUUAACAAACUCACAAAUCCUUUUUAUUGGUUGCUUCAGCUCUUUGUUUGGCUGCUGCGUUGGGUAUUAUCCGUUGCUUUGAGUCUUACUCCCUGAAACAACCUUUCUCUUGUGUUUUUUCAACCCUUCAAUACUAUGUCUUUUUUCCUUUUUGCUAAGGGCUAUAAGGCACUCUCUUCAGUCUGCUUUCUUUCUCUGCAGAAUCAUAAAACUGGAAGGGACCUUAGAGAUCAUCCAGUCCAAACAUUUUCUUUUGGUUUUCAGGAAACUGAGGUCCUGAGAAGUUAAGGUAUCAUGUUACUGUGUUUGGAGUUUACCCAUUAUCCAUCUUCAGCAGAUCUCCCAGACAGAUUGAAAAGGCUGAAACAGGAAAGAUAUAGUGUAGACAUCUUAAAUUUAAAGGAUGUGAUCAGUGUCCAGCUAGAAGAUAAUACCUCUAGCAAGAAUUUUUGCAGCCAAUCUUGUCUUUCAUCAUAUGAAGAAAAAAGAAAAGCAUUUGUUACAAUAUGCACUAAUAGCGUUUUAACCAAGUGCAGCAUGUGUCAGAAGACUACUGUUAAACCAGCCAAAACACUUACAUCUGUUCCUUGCAAAUCAUUGAAGCCCUCAGAUGAAAUGAUUGAGACCACCAGUGACUUGGGAAAGACAGACAUUUUUUGUUCUAUUAAUUGUUUCUCUGCUUACAAUAAAACUAAGAUGGAAUCAUCUACAGUAAAUGUUUCCAUGGUACAUGAUGCCUCAACGGAUACCUUUUGUCCAAAGAAAGAUACAACUCCAGUUAUAAGCAAUAUAGUGUCAUUGGCAGAUGCUCGUGUUUCCCUACCCAUCAUGAACUCUGAUGUCUUACAAGCAGAUACAGUAUCUUCAGUAACAGCAAAUGUCAUUGUAGAUAGUUUACCCAGUGAAUCAAGUAGUGGUGUUGCUACUAGUAGUGUUGAACAGCCAAGCCUUUCACCAUCUUCAUCAAUACCCGGUCAGCCUACGGUUGACUCCAGUGUAGAAGUACAAAAAGAUAAAGUGUCAGACCAAGAUGCUUCAUACAAUAUGAAAUCUAUGAAAAUAAGUGAAGGACUUUGUCACCCAAAAUUUACAUCCAGAGUACAAAAAAUUAAAGAUAAGUCACAAAACAUUAAAAAAUCUUGGUGUUCAAAUUUCCAGCAUUUGAAAAACAAUAUUAAAAAGGAUGUGACAUUCUGUUACUCAUGCCAGUUGUUCUGCCAAAAAAAUUUUAAUUGUGGAGGAGAAUCCUUUACAGCGCAAGGAAUUUCUAAUUGGAAAAAGACUCUAGAAAAAUUCAGAAAGCAUGAAAAAAGUGAGAUGCAUUUGAAGUCAUUGCAGUAUUGGAGGGAGUACCAAUUUUUUGAUGAAGCUGUCAAUGAUAAUUUAUCUAUUCAUUCAAAACAGAUUGAAGGAAAUAAAAAGUACCUAAAGCUUAUAAUUGAAAAUAUUUUAUUUCUUGGGAAGCAGUGUUUACCAUUAAGAGGAAAUGAUCAGUCGAUUUCAUCUGUGAAUAAAGGCAAUUUUUUAGAACUGCUAGAAAUAAGAGCAAAAGAUAAAGGAGAAGAAGUAUUUCGACUUACAAAUUUACAAGUUGACUUCUAUAAUAGUACACAAAUUCAAAAUGAUAUUAUUGAAAUAAUAAAGACUGAAAUGCUUCAAGAUAUUGUGAAUGAAAUCAAUGCCUCCUCAGCUUUUUCAAUAAUAUGUGAUGAGACAACUGAUAGUGCCACUAAAAAACAGCUUUCGAUUUGUGUAAGAUACCCACAAAAAAUGUCAAAGGCUGUCUUAAUUAAAGAAAGAUUCUUGGGUUUCAUAGAUAUUGAAGAGAUGACUGGGACUGACUUACAUAGGACUAUCAAAACUUACCUGCAGCAAAUUGGAGUUGAUUUAAAUAAGAUAUGUGGCCAGGCCUAUGAUAGUACCACUAAUUUGAGGGGACAAUUUAAUAAAAUUGCAGCAGAAUUCAAGAAAGAAGAGCCAAGAGCUUUAUACGUACAUUGUUAUGCGCAUUUUUUGGAUUUAACAGUAAUUACGUUUUGUAAAGAAGUGAAAGAACUCCGAAGUGCUCUAAAUACUCUCAACUCUUUGUUCAACACUAUUCAUAUGUCUGGGGAAAUGUCUGCAAAGUUUCAAAACAUUUUUAAGCUAAGUCAAAACAAAACAUGCAAGAAACAUACAUCACAAUCAUGUUGGACAGUCCAUGAUCAUAUAUUACUGUCUGUGAUUGAGGGCCUUCCAGAGAUUAUUGAAACAUUGGAAGUUAUAUCAAGCCAUUCUUCAAACACAAGUUUAGCUGAUGAAUUGAGUGAUUUGUUAAUACUGGUUUCCAAAUUUGAAUUUAUCUUUUGUUUGAAAUUUCUUUAUCGAGUGUUAAGUGUUACAGGAAUUCUUUCCAAAGAGCUUCAAAGUGAAACUAUAGAUAUUUUUUCAUUGUCUUCAAAAAUAGAAGCAAUUUUGGAAUGUUUAUCAUCCGAAAGAAAUGAUGCCUAUUUCAAAACUAUCUGGGAUGGAGCAGAGGAAAUAUGUCAAAAAAUAACCAGUAAAGGUUUUGAAGUUGAAAGACCUUCUUUUCAGAAAAGAAGAAGAAUUCAGAAAACAGUAGAUCUUGGCAAUUCAGAUAGUAUGUUUUUUCCUACUUCAACAGAAGAACAAUAUAAAAUUAAUAUUUAUUACCAAGGAUUGGAUACUAUACUAAAUAAUUUAAAGCUAUGUUUUUCAGAGUUUGAUUAUUGCAAAAUGAAGCAAAUUUCAGAACUGUUAUUUAAAUGGAAUGAACCAUUAAAUGAAACAACAGCCAAACAUGUCCAAGAAUUUUAUAAACUUGAUGCAGACAUCAUCCCAGAACUUAGAUUUUAUCGGCAAUAUGCAAAGCUUAAUUUUCUCAUAGAUUAUGAUCAUAUCAACUUCAUCAAUCUUGGCUGUUUGUUUAUCCAGCAUGGUCUUCACAAUAAUAUUCCCUGCAUAUCAAAGUUACUAUAUACUGCUUUGUCUUGGCCAGUUACUUCAAAUGCUGAAAAUUCAUUUUCUACACUGCCCCGUCUUAAAACAUAUUUAUGUCAUACCAUGGGACAAGAGAAGCUUAGCGGUCUAGCCCUAAUAGCUAUUGAGCAGGAACUGGUAAAUAAACUGAUGGAACCUGAAAGACUCAAUGGCAUUGUGGAAAAGUUUAUCCAUCAGAUGAAAGAAACUAACACUUGCUAGUUCAAAUUUACCUAAAAGAAUUUUGUUAUUUCUGCUGGAAUGUUUGUUUUAUUUCAAAAUUUUAUCUCCUGAGAAAAAGAUUUUUUUUCAUCAGAACAUGUAACAUUCACUUGAUUCAAAAUUCAAGAAACAGACUGAAAAGAGAAAAGUCUCCUUCUCCUUUUCAGUACCCAUUCCCCUUCCCUGUAGUGUUUGUUCCUCAAAUAUCCUCCUGGAGAUAUUUUUCACAAAUAGUACUCUGCAGUCCACACUGUUCUUCAACUUGUCCACUAAACAUAUUUUUGAGAUUGUCCUAUACCCAUGCAUAAAGAGUUUGUUGAUUUUUUUAUAACUGCAUAAAAUUUCAUUGUAUGAACGUACCAUAAUAUAUUUGAGCAGUCCCUAACAAUAAACACUUUAAUUCUUUCCAGUA
Molecule: messenger RNA, 4194 nt
Organism: Mustela erminea (ermine)
Lineage: Eukaryota; Metazoa; Chordata; Mammalia; Carnivora; Mustelidae
Gene: ZMYM1
Product: zinc finger MYM-type containing 1
Exons: 6
Coding region: 876-3782 (968 amino acids)
Molecular function (GO): protein dimerization activity; zinc ion binding
Source: RefSeq, a predicted model, not a curated record